Messenger RNA from Heterobasidion irregulare TC 32-1, 1266 nucleotides. RefSeq names its product Alpha/beta hydrolase. Gene Ontology annotation, cellular component: endoplasmic reticulum membrane. Gene Ontology annotation, biological process: monoacylglycerol catabolic process; phosphatidylserine catabolic process. Gene Ontology annotation, molecular function: monoacylglycerol lipase activity; phosphatidylcholine lysophospholipase A1 activity. The transcript is spliced from 4 exons. Bases 10 to 1062 code for a protein of 350 amino acids. The record is from RefSeq and is a predicted model, not a curated record. Lineage: Eukaryota; Fungi; Basidiomycota; Agaricomycetes; Russulales; Bondarzewiaceae.
GUCGUCUACAUGCACGCCCUCAAGUUCCCCUUCUUCACCGACUUUGCCGUGCCGGAGAAGUACGGGCUCGCGCCGUUCCAAACCGCGAACGUGUACAUCCCGACGGCCGACAACGAGACCCUCGGCGCGUGGUUCACGCUCGCCGACACCUUCUACGCCGCCCGCGCGCCCACCGCGCCCCCGGACGACGCGACGCUCCGCGCGGCCCUCGCCGCGCACCCGACGGUGCUCUUCUUCCACGGCAACGCCGCAACGCGCGCGUUCCACCGGCGCGUGCAGCACUACACAACCUACGCCUCGCGCCUCGGCGCGAACGUGCUCGCGCUCGACUACCGCGGCUUCGGCGACUCGAGCGGCGCGCCGAGCGAGGCGGGGCUCGCGCUCGACGCGCGCGCAGCGUGGGACUGGCUCGUGCGGCGCGGCGGGGCGCGCGCGGGGGACGUGCUGGUGGUGGGGAACAGCCUCGGGACGGCGGUCGCGGCGGGCUUGGUGCGCGAGCUCGAGCUCGAGCUCGAGCUGGAGGGCGCGGGGGCGCAGGGCAGCAGGGGCCUUGUGCUGCUCGCGCCGUUUGCGAGCGUCGAGGCGCUGAUGGACACGUAUGCGGUGUUCGGGCUCGUCCCGCUGCUCGCGCCGCUGAAGACCCUGCCGUACGUCCCCGUGCUGUUCAAGCGGCUGCUGAGGCACCGAUUCGACACGCUCUCAAAGGUCGCGGGCCUGCGCACGCCGGUGCUGCUCGUGCACGCGCAAGACGACUGGGACAUCCCGCACGCGCACUCCGCCGCGCUCUUCGCCGCGAUGCUCGAGCCGCACCUGCCUGCGCUGCCGCUCGACGCGGCAGCCACGGCCGCCACGGCGGCGAACGCGGCGGUGUACCGGGCGCGCGCGGACGCGCGGGCGGCGCUGGUGACGCGGACGGAGGUGCCGCGGCUGGGGGUGAUGGAGGCGUUCGUGCAUGGGGGCAGCGACGUCGUGUUUCUGGAGACGCGGUGGGGCGGGCACGAUACGGUGGGGCUGCUCGGGGGCGUGCAGGAGGUGAUGCGGGCUAGAUACGAUAUGCGGUGAACCUUCCUGGUCUGUCUAUCUAGGCAGCGGGGUUCAUCUAACUUGUGUCGCGACGUCGUGCACGAGUGCAUGACCGGUCGCGACCUCCGCGGAAAUUCGGCGUGGAUGCCGUGCUCUCCGCAAGUUGUCGCUUUGCUUUCCGCUCCUUCGACUAAGUAUGUACUGACCCGUUUAUCCCACGUUUGUGCAAUAGCCCUUCGAGUG